UUAGCGUCCCAUAACAGCUACUUGCCACCGUCUCGAGGAGCAGCCCAGAACAGCUUCACCACCCCGAGAGACUCAAAUAGCGACAGGAACAUCGUCCCCGCUUUCUCAAACUUAAGCCCAGACGACGCCGCUGUUGAAGCGCUUCUUGUUCAGCACCUCAACUCGACUUUACGAAGACAAUUAGCAUGGACUCAGUGGAGCUUUUCAGCCAGCCGCCGUUGCUGCCGUACGAGAAGCAUAUCGUCGCGCAUGGCAUUCUCAUGACCAUCGGUUUCUUGUUCUUGCUACCUCUCGGUGCCAUCAUCGCGCGGUACCUGCGCACGUUUAGCCCGUUCUGGUUCAGGCUGCACUGGAUCAUACAGUGGGUCCUUGCUUUGCCUAUCAUUGUCGCCGGCCUCGCCUGUGGCAUCAGCGCCGUGAACCUCAUGGGGGGCCCGAGCCUGAACGACACGCACAAGAAGUGGGGCGUCGCCAUCUUUGUGCUCUAUAUCUUCCAGCUCUUGGUUGGGGCCCUCGUACACUUCGUCAAGGCCCGCUUCCUUCCCAUCCUAGGCCGCCCGAUCCACAAUUACUUCCACGCGGUGUUCGGCAUCUUCCUCAUCGGCAUCGCAUUCUACCAGGUUCGCACAGGCUUCCGUGUCGAAUGGCCGCUGUACACCGGCCGUGGCCCACUCAACAAUGCCGCCAACAUUGUCUGGAUCGUCUGGCUCGUGCUCGUCUGCACGGCAUACCUUGCUGGCAUGCUCUUCCUUCCCCGCCAGUACCGCCAGGAACGCGAGGCUCGUGACACCAAGUAUGGUGCCGAUAAGGCCUCGUACUAGACACGAGCAGUCAGUUCAACCUGUCCUAUCGGCGCUGCUUCAUGGAGAGCUAGGCAGAGUUUGCGCUUGCAUCAUUUUUUUGAUGGACACGCGUUGAUACCAGCGACGCCAGAGUCGUCAUAUACCACUCGUUUCCCUAUCGUGGACUUAGUAUAAUUCUAGGACAAUAAUUGAAAAGUACUCUUAGACGAAUAGGCUGACGACUUCUCCACGAUUCAUAUUACCAUUGUAUUUGUGCUUAUGUCAUAUAAAUUCAAUAUCUCAGCAGAGGAUCGUUAAG
Messenger RNA from Phanerochaete carnosa HHB-10118-sp, 1101 nucleotides. RefSeq lists its product as uncharacterized. Bases 186 to 821 code for a protein of 211 amino acids. The transcript is spliced from 4 exons. The record is from RefSeq and is a predicted model, not a curated record. Gene Ontology annotation, molecular function: transmembrane monodehydroascorbate reductase activity. Lineage: Eukaryota; Fungi; Basidiomycota; Agaricomycetes; Polyporales; Phanerochaetaceae.